Molecule: messenger RNA, 1485 nt
Organism: Pterocles gutturalis (yellow-throated sandgrouse)
Lineage: Eukaryota; Metazoa; Chordata; Aves; Pterocliformes; Pteroclidae
Gene: NFYA
Product: nuclear transcription factor Y, alpha
Exons: 9
Coding region: 15-1055 (346 amino acids)
Biological process (GO): regulation of transcription by RNA polymerase II
Cellular component (GO): CCAAT-binding factor complex
Molecular function (GO): RNA polymerase II cis-regulatory region sequence-specific DNA binding; DNA-binding transcription factor activity, RNA polymerase II-specific
Source: RefSeq, a predicted model, not a curated record
GGAGCUGAAGCACUAUGGAGCAGUACACAGCGAACAGUAACAGUUCCACAGAGCAGAUCGUUGUGCAGGCUGGACAGAUUCAGCAGCAGCAGGGUGGUGUCACUGCUGUCCAGUUGCAGACUGAGGCCCAGGUGGCAUCCGCCUCAGGCCAGCAAGUCCAGACCCUCCAGGUAGUCCAGGGUCAACCGCUAAUGGUCCAAGUGAGCGGAGGCCAGCUGAUCACGUCCACGGGCCAGCCCAUCAUGGUGCAGGCUGUGCCCGGGGGUCAGGGCCAGACAAUCAUGCAGGUCCCGGUCUCUGGAACACAGGGACUGCAGCAGAUUCAGUUGGUCCAGCCAGGUCAGAUUCAGAUUCAAGGUGGGCAGGCUGUGCAGGUACAGGGGCAGCAGGGCCAGACCCAGCAGAUCAUUAUACAGCAGCCCCAGACUGCAGUUACUGCUGGCCAGACACAGACCCAGCAACAAAUAGCAGUUCAAGGACAACAGGUAGCACAAGCAGCUGAAGGCCAGACCAUAGUCUAUCAGCCAGUUAAUGCUGAUGGAACCAUUCUCCAACAAGUUACAGUCCCUGUUACAGGCAUGAUCACCAUUCCAGCAGCCAGUUUGGCUGGAGCACAAAUUGUCCAAGCAGGAGCCAACACCAAUACAACCAGUAGUGGACAAGGGACUGUCACAGUGACGCUGCCAGUUGCUGGAAAUGUUGUCAAUUCAGGUGGAAUGGUUAUGAUGGUACCCGGAGCUGGAUCAGUACCAGCUAUCCAGAGAAUACCUUUGCCUGGAGCAGAAAUGCUGGAAGAAGAGCCCCUCUAUGUAAAUGCCAAGCAGUAUCACCGGAUCCUUAAGAGGAGGCAGGCACGUGCUAAGCUUGAAGCAGAGGGAAAAAUUCCCAAAGAAAGAAGGAAAUACUUGCAUGAAUCUCGGCAUCGUCAUGCCAUGGCCAGAAAGCGGGGAGAAGGUGGACGUUUCUUCUCACCAAAGGAAAAAGACAGCCCUCAUAUGCAGGAUCCAACUCAGGCCAAUGAAGAAGCAAUGACACAGAUGAUCAGAGUCUCCUAACCACUGCUUAAAGAAAAAAAAUAACUGACUACCCGUCCCUUCUGCAAGUCUCUCCUACCUUUCCAGUGUAUCAAGCAAGUCUUUCAGUGGGACAAUCGCCAUAUCGCAGCCUAUCCUUUUCUACAGAACAAGUACCACAUUUUCAGUAUGUGGUUGAGAUUUUAACUGCAGUUGACUCAACAAAUAGGAACUUAACAAACUUCUUCAUAUACUCUUCUGAUCCAGCGCAGGGAUUUCAGUGUCUGACUGCUUGUGCUUUUUUUUUUUUCCCUCUCUUUUAAACAUCUCUUGCAUUAAGAUUGGCCAUGGGUGAGAGUGUGCCACUGACUCAGUGAUCAGCAAUAACUCCGACGUGCUGAAGCAGGGCCAGCAAAGACCUCUUGGAGUUACGGCCCUUCUGUACAGAGACAUAAUCCAGUUUAUAGCAACC